GUAACUACUUUUUUAUGCAAUGGCUUGGGUCAUCAGAAAGCGACAUGUUUGGUCACAUUACUUCCUACAUGCUCAACGCGUCCUUGGGACUCUCUGCACUACAGAAUAUGACACUUUUAUUAGGAUAAUAAUAAUUAUAUGAAGUGAUGAAUCGUAUUUGAAUGACUGAGGAGAGAUGAGCGCUCCUAACGCCAGUGAACGAAAGGCCUGCUGGAGCGCGAGAGAUGAGCUCUGGAAGUGUCUAGAUGUCCACCAAGACAGCACAUCUGCCUGUGAGAAAUACCAGCAGGAGUUUGAGGCCAAGUGUCCUGCCCAGUGGGUGAAGUAUUUCAUCAAACGGAGGGACUUCUUGAAGUACAAGGAGAAAAUACAAAAUGAAGGCUAUGAACCAGCUGAAGGAACAUCAAAAUUAUAGCCAACAAUGAUGUGCAUCGGAGGGAAUGAUAACACUGGACUCUGACAAUGGCAGUGAUGCACUAAACAUUUUCCUAGCCUAUAUAAAGCAUUGUGUUUUUGUCUUAUUUAUCACCAUUUAAUGAAUCUGUGCUGUAUGGAGCUUCACUGUAAUGUUUGAAAUGCAAAAUAAAUAAAUGAACCAAAAA
Molecule: messenger RNA, 602 nt
Organism: Megalobrama amblycephala (Wuchang bream)
Lineage: Eukaryota; Metazoa; Chordata; Actinopteri; Cypriniformes; Xenocyprididae
Product: cytochrome c oxidase assembly factor 6 homolog
Exons: 3
Coding region: 176-415 (79 amino acids)
Biological process (GO): respiratory chain complex IV assembly
Cellular component (GO): respiratory chain complex IV; mitochondrion
Source: RefSeq, a predicted model, not a curated record